GGGACGCCGGUCCUCGGACAAUUUCUCACAGCUAUCAAUGGCUUCAUCCUGGUGCAAAACGCUCGAGAGCUUGCCAGCUACAUUGCGAUAGAACCUCCUUUUGGCAAGCUCUACUACGACUUGAUAGCGGAGCUACAACAAAACUACCCGCAGGAGAAAGAAGACGCACUUGAGGAGAAGUGCAGACAGAUGCUGGUCACUGCUAGGGAGGGCGUUGAUGGCAGUGCGACUUGGACGCCAUUCAUUCUGUUCAUGGUACAGUACUUGUCCUACCUUCGCGAUGUCAACGAAGAUACCAGCAAACUGCUGGAGACCUACGACUUACUCAUUGGCUUGCAAGAAAGGGCAAACAGCGCGCUGAGCCACGGCACACUGGGCGUUCUUAUGCUCCCUGUCGUGGUCAGGUGUGCACAAGUUGUCUGCCGCCUGGCAAUAGGUCUCGAUCGCCGACCAGAGCUUAUGGCCCAGCUGAGAUCAGCGGGAGCAGCAGCAUCUGGUGGCGACGAUGAGGGCAGCGCCAGGGAGACACUUCCUGAGAGAGCUGCCGAGAUCCUACGUCGCGCCUUCACUGCCUGCAUGAACGACAAGACCACAGCUGCCAACAAAGUCGAAGGCAAAAAGCAAGGCAUCUACAAAAUUGCCAACAUCUGUCUCAAGAUUCUGUUCCAGUGCCGCAAGACACGCAACGCCGCGAUGAUAUUCGAGAACAUCGGAAACCAAUCUCCGCAGCUCUCGCUGUACCCCAAGAGUGAGCGAGUCACUUACCUCUACUACCUGGGCAGGUAUCUGUUCCAGAACAACCACUUCUACCGAGCGCAAGAGGCACUUCAGUAUGCUUAUGAUGAGUGCUCAGCGGGUGAGAAUUUUAUUCGCCAGAGGAGACAUAUUCUAGUCUACUUGGUCACCUCAAACAUCAUUCUUGGUCGCUUUCCUUCAGCUGCACUUCUCCAGCGACCUGAAGCUAUUGGGUUCCAAGAGCACUUCGCGCCCAUCAUGCAGGCAAUGAGGACUGGCAACUUGGCACUGUUUCGCCAGGCUCUUGACUUCAACGGGCCCCAUGCAGACUGGUUCCUGCACUUCCGGGUACUUUUGCCAUUGAGAAACAGAUGCGAAGUACAUGUCUGGCGGACGCUAGUGCGUCGUGUCUGG
This is a messenger RNA of Pseudocercospora fijiensis CIRAD86, 1149 nucleotides long. RefSeq lists its product as uncharacterized. The transcript has a single exon. NCBI's taxonomy places the organism in Eukaryota, Fungi, Ascomycota, Dothideomycetes, Mycosphaerellales, Mycosphaerellaceae. Gene Ontology annotation, cellular component: transcription export complex 2. Gene Ontology annotation, molecular function: RNA binding; double-stranded DNA binding. Gene Ontology annotation, biological process: post-transcriptional tethering of RNA polymerase II gene DNA at nuclear periphery; poly(A)+ mRNA export from nucleus; transcription elongation by RNA polymerase II. The annotation marks the transcript as partial. The record is from RefSeq and is a predicted model, not a curated record.